Effrenium voratum is the source of this 807-nucleotide messenger RNA. Lineage: Eukaryota; Dinophyceae; Suessiales; Symbiodiniaceae. The record is from the annotation of a GenBank genome assembly.
AUGCCAAGCCCGCCCAACCCGCCGGACGUGGACUCGGAGGAGUUCCGAAGCCGGCGCCGCAUUGCCGAAGCGUCCAGCUGGCAGCAGGUGCUGGGUGUGACUUCGACCUGUCCAGAGUCGGAGCUGAAGAAGGCCUAUCGGACACUGGCGCUGCUGCACCACCCGGACAAGGCGACCUCGGAGGCGGCGGCGACCUUCCGUGCAGUGCAGCGGGCCUAUGAGGAAGGCCUGGCGCAGCAGCGCGAGGCCAAAGCUGCCUCGCUGGCCAAGCCCAACGAGGUGGUGGAAGCCUCUGACAGCGAGAGGCAGCAGUGGCCUGUGCACCCGUGCGCCUCCAAGGCGCAUGUGAGGGCGGCGGUGGACCAAUGGGAACACGCCUACGACCUCGGGGAGGUGCCCUCGGUACCCGACGACGUGCCGGAGGUGUGUGCGGCCGAGCUGGCUUCAUGGCUGAGGGAAGGCCGCUGCGUGGCGAUGGACUGUCGCGAGCCCACGGAAGCGCACUACGAGCGCCGAGUGCCCGCGAUCCCCGCGCAGCUCUCGGCGCCCUUCGGGCAGCUCACCGGGGCGCCCGAGCGCCUGGCGCCGCAACUGGCGCGCCUCAAAGCGGCCCAGACACACGUGGUGGCCUUCUCCACACACGGCGGCACCAGCGGCAACUGCGGCAUGUGUGCCGCUCUGCUCAUCGAUGUCUUUGGCAUGGACGCCACUCGUUUCUGGCGACUGGAAGGCGGCGUGGACGAGUGGAUCGACUGGGCUGCCGCUCACCCGGACGCUGUCGCUCAGCUGCCGGCGCCCACCAUCUAG